CGUGACUGUCGUCAAAUAACGUCGGACGUGCAGCGAGCGGCGCAGACGUCGGACUGUGCAUUCGAGACUUUGGAAGUGGCAGGACGGGACGAGACAGGCGGCAAACCCCGCAGGACAACAACAUGCGGAAAUAAGUCGUUGUCUCAUUUUGUAGCAUUUAGGACAACUUACCUUAUGUUGUCUUAUUUGAUUUCUUUUAGCGUAUUUUAAGCCACCACCGCGAGCUAGCUUAGCAGCCGAACGAGGCUGUCAGGCACACAGGUACCGCCGGAGAACGGACUAGAGCUUGGUGACAAAAAGAAGGUGGCGAGGUAACGAUGAACCGCUUUCGGAAGUGGCUCUACAAGCCCAAGAGGACGGACCCACAACUUCUGGCCCAGUUCUACUAUGCAGACGAUGAGCUGAACCAGGUGGCCGCUGAGCUCGACAGCCUCGACGGAAGGAAGGACCCUCAAAGAUGUACGCUGCUGGUCAACCAGUUCCGCUCCUGCCAGGACAAUGUGCUGAACAUCAUCAAUCAGAUUAUGGAUGAAUGUAUUCCCUGUGACCGAGCCAACAGAGACUUCUCUGUCAAGUUCCCAGAGGAGAUUCGUCAUGACAACCUGGCGGGGCAGCUCUGGUUCGGAGCGGAGUGUUUAGCUGCAGGCUCCAUCAUCAUGAACAGGGAGAUUGAGAGCAUAGCGAUGAGACCCUUGGCAAAAGACCUGACUCGCAGCCUUGAGGAGGUGCGCAACAUAACACGAGAUCAGGCCCUGCGAGACCUCAAUUUCUACACAGACCGCAUGAAGGACGCACUGCGACAUUUCGACGGCCUUUUUGCUGAGUUUGAACUCAGCUACGUGUCAGCCAUGGUGCCUGUCAAGUCUCCCAAAGAAUACUAUGUGCAGCAGGAGGUGAUCAUUCUCUUCUGUGAGACGGUGGAAAGGGCGCUCAGACUGGGCUACCUCACACAAGACAUGAUUGAUGACUACGAGCCUGCGCUGAUGUUUACAAUUCCCAGACUAGCCAUUGUAUGUGGGUUGGUCGUGUACUCAGAAGGACCGCUCGACCUUGACCGAAAAGCAGAGGACAUGUCUGAGCUCUUCCGACCUUUUCGUACUUUACUGAAGAAAAUCAGAGACCUGUUGCAGACUCUGACUGAGGAAGAGUUACUAAUGCUGGAGAAGAACCUCUGUAUUUCUCAGGAUGGAGAUUUCCCCACAGGUCAGGAGGAGGCCACCAGCAAGACACCAGCGCCUAUCCAAGAUAAUCGCUCCUCCCGCAGCCCCACGGAUGUCACCUCCAAGGCGGGUGGUGAUGAGGAGGAAAAGCAUCUGUCUCUGUUUGUCUCACCCAGCCACGAGGAGGAGUUGGCAGAAGUGGAAAAAGGCUGGGAAGAGCUGGAAUCCGAGAAAGGGGAACAGGCAGAAGACAUGCAGUGUGAGGAGGCAGAAGAGGCUGAACUUGCUUGUUCCAUGCAAUACGAUGAGGAAGAACUGGAACAGCUCAACAUGAUGGUGUACCGCGUAGGAGAUGAAAUGUCAACUCUGCUGUCGCCACCUAGCCAGGGUCAGUCCCCGGCACACCGCCCCAACAGAGGUGAGGUACAGGGCGCCAGUGGCGCUUCCAGCACUGAGGCCUCCCCUCUCAGGGUAUUGAGGGCCCAAGGGAGGACAGGUAUCUAUUUAGAGGAGGAAGACAGGGUCUUCUUCUUGGAAGAUCUAGACCCAGCAGGAGACGGCAUUACCAGUAUUUCAAGAGAGGUACAAAGUUGCGUUGCCUCGCCUUCUAAAACUCCAAAGUCUGCUCAUCCAUUGCAACGUAGUCCAGGUGUGCAGUCAGACGCGGUUCGCAACAGUUGGCUCUCCGAGGGACCUUCGGAGCAGCCUCGUCCACAACUACGCAGUAAGAACGCACAGUGUCUCAAUGCAAUGCGACGUCCAUCGCGCACAUCUGCUCCCCGCUCUGAACCGCUGCCCUACACCAACGGCUGGGAGAUGGGCUUAGAGGGCAUGGUGAAUGAAACCGCAGAGGUCAUUGCCCAUCGCAUGGGCGGCAUGAAACUCUCGGCCACGGUCAUAUUCAACCCUCGCUCCCCCAGCUUGACGGAGCUGGCGGUGGACAAGAUGCUGCUGCCUCGGCCCUCUCCCUCUGAAAUUGAAGCCUGUGGCCCGCUGGUGGCCACUCACUGCUUGCUCAACUCUUGUGUGUGCUGCGCCAGCUGUGAAGACGCCCACGAGGAUGCAAUCACCUCAGAGACCGCAGGGCUCGGGUUAGGCCUUACUCUAAGGACGGAUAAGCAGUGUAAAAGCGUAGCCCCCGGUGCUGUCAUCCAGUCCUCCGCUUGCCGGCUGGCCCCACGAGGCCGUGAGUGCUUCAGCCGAACGGAACUUUGCCAGCUGUCUCACGCUUCUUCCCGCUGCGUGAACCAGCCCCUGGAAGAGGAAGGGAGAGCUGAACUUGGCGGGAAGUGCCUGGCGGGCGAUCCACAACCGGGGCAUCACACUCAGAACUGUGGCAGCAACAUCGGGCAGGAACCUUCGAUAUGUAACUUCCAGCAGAGGACUGAAACAACGCAACACACAACUGGAAGCCCGCUGAGGGACAAGGACAAGCAAGGAAUUAAGGAAUCCAAGAGGGGCACCAAAGAGGAGAGCAGGAAGGGCUCCAGUCUUCACAACUCCCCCCUCAGCUCUGUGUCAGGUAGUGACUGUGAGAGUGUGUCGGUCACCACAUGUAGUCUAUCCAGCAGUGUUUACACUCCCAGUCCCGUCAGCAGCCUCACUCCCAGCUCAGGCACGUCAGAGGACCUGGACCAUGAGGACAUCCGGCUUGCUCUUCAAGAUGUCAAGAUGGCUGCCCGAAAAAAGAUUCGCUCACGUUUCCACAGCAGCAGCGACCUCAUUCACCGACUCUUUGUUUGUAUAUCAGGUGUUGCUGAUCAGCUGCAGACCAACUACGCCAGUGACCUUCGCAGCAUUCUCAAGACGUUGUUUGAGGUUAUGGCAACAAAGUUAGAGCAGGGAGAAAACGAUAAGCAAAAGAAAGCAGGCCCUGUUCUGCGAAGUGCAGUACUAGAGGACUGCGCUCUCUGUCAGGAGACCAUUUCCUCAUCAGAAUUGGCAGCCAAGGCCCGCGAGGGCCAGUUUGAAGAUCCUCCUGACUGGGUUCCAGAUGAAGUGUGCAGCUCCUGCAUCGCCUGCAAGGCUCCUUUCACCGUCAUCCGCAGGAAGCAUCACUGCAGGAGCUGUGGAAAGAUCUUCUGCUCCCGCUGCUCCUCCCACUCAGCCCCAUUACCUCGAUACGGGCAGAUGAAACCCGUACGAGUGUGCACGCACUGCUACAUGUUUCACGUCACGCCUUUCUACAGCGACAAGGCCAACAUUUGAAGCACAGGUCGCCAUUGCGAGAGCAAAGACCAUGCGAAAAUGCCUUCGCAGUUCACACGUACCUGCUUGGAGAGUGACAGGAUGGGGCAGAAUCCAAGGGAAGGUCUGACCUGUUUCUGCUGUAGUUUGCAGGAACAGGAGGCAAAUGCGCACUGUAUUCUAACACAUGACUGUGAAGGUGUAAAAGAGGGAGGAUGAUGAGGCAAUGGCAGACUUUGAACCGCACAACAUGAAAACAGGCCACUGUAGGAGUUUUAUUGCUUCUCAUGUACAAAAGAAUGGAUUUCCUAUUCUACAGCGAGCUUCCAACCUUUGUGCCAGAGCUCCCACGGGACUCGGAUUAGUCAAAGAAUGUAAGUCACGAUUAGUAUGUAAAUAAGGAUCAUUCUGGUCAUAAUCAUCCACAAUGUCGGCUGUUGCUAUUCACUCGGGAACUGGUCAGAAAUCCUCUCCAUGCUUCCACUCGCAUUUACACGAAAGUGGUAAGAGAGAGUUUUUGUAUUGGGAUUUUGUCACACUUUCGAUGGUCGUGAAUGUUAAGGGGGAAAAACUUUAUGGGCUGUGCUCAUUGUGCACUGCGGGUGCUUCUUUGCUUAUUCUAUGGAUAAAAGGGAGCUCAUAGGCUGUGUACAAAUUCACAGGCUGGGUUCCUCCGAAGGCUGCAUUUUCAGCCGCAUGACGUCACUUCUGGCGCAACUCGACCCAAGCGGCAUCCGAAUUCUGAUUCACCCUGUCCAAAUUCACCACAGUUUAUGCGGUCCUCUGAGGCAACAUGAGGUGCAGGACCCCAGCCUGUGAACUGUCUUUUAUCAAAUUUGGGAACCACGUGCGGUCGAGUCGAGACGGAAGUGACUGCCAAGCGGCUGAAAAUGCGGCCUUCUGACACAGCCUGUGAAUUUGGACACAACCUUAGUUAUCACCGUCUGGUCUUGAAGGCCCUCUAGUGGAGAGUUGACCUCUCUACAAAGUGACGCGGAAGCCUUCUUCACAGGUGCUGACUUGCAGACUGCAGGGUCAUUCAUUGCUUUUCCUCUCAUUGUGGUGCAAUAUUCUGACUACUCUGAUCAAACAAGCCAUUUUAUGUAAGUACGUUGCUGUUGAUUAGCUAAGUGAUUUACAUUACGACUUUAGCUUAAGGUACGUCACACUGGACACCCACUGGUCUCAUUUGCAUAUGAAGUGCUCUGUACUAAAUAUCCUUGCUUCCUUUUGCAGUGACAAACAAUCUUCCACUCUGAACAUCAUCGUCAUGUCGUUCUAGAACAUUGAGGACAUGAGAGUGGGCAUUGUGUCAUUCCGCUGUAACUCAAAGCAGCUUCUCAGGCAUUUCAUAAUCAGGAACACACUCUACUGUUGGAUCGGGCUUAUGGUCCCUAAUAUUCAACCUCACUUUGGAAGAGUUGCUUUUUCUUUUAUAAAGAAUAAAAAUGGCAUAUAGAACUACAGUAUAUCAAUUUUAUGUAUACAACAGGGAAUCAUGCAGUAAUUUAAAGGAGGAAUAAUCUAUGAUUUCAAACCUUUGUCUUAUUUUGUAAAAUGACACUACAUUUCCUUGAUAGGAGUGGUGUGAUUUUUUUAUGUAUAGUUUUAAAUGCAAUGUCAAUUGAAAUAAAUGAUUUUUUCGGUUUAAA
Molecule: messenger RNA, 4999 nt
Organism: Hippocampus zosterae (dwarf seahorse)
Lineage: Eukaryota; Metazoa; Chordata; Actinopteri; Syngnathiformes; Syngnathidae
Gene: zfyve28
Product: zinc finger, FYVE domain containing 28
Exons: 14
Coding region: 318-3368 (1016 amino acids)
Biological process (GO): negative regulation of epidermal growth factor-activated receptor activity
Cellular component (GO): early endosome membrane
Molecular function (GO): metal ion binding
Source: RefSeq, a predicted model, not a curated record